Penicillium atrosanguineum is the source of this 627-nucleotide messenger RNA. RefSeq names its product ATG3/ATG10 family protein. The record is from RefSeq and is a predicted model, not a curated record. Gene Ontology annotation, biological process: protein lipidation; protein modification by small protein conjugation; macroautophagy. The transcript is spliced from 4 exons. The coding region runs from base 1 to 627 and encodes 208 amino acids. NCBI's taxonomy places the organism in Eukaryota, Fungi, Ascomycota, Eurotiomycetes, Eurotiales, Aspergillaceae. Gene Ontology annotation, molecular function: Atg12 transferase activity. Gene Ontology annotation, cellular component: intracellular anatomical structure.
AUGGUAAAUGCGCUGUCCGCCUUCCCUUUCUUGACCGCUGGCGACUUUGACUGGGCCUGUCGAGACCUGGCCGAUCGAGCCUGCGGUGGGGGCUGGCCGUCCGCUAGACUUGUCACACAGAAUGGUAUCCAUCUCACCAUCACUCAAUGCGUGGAUGUCCCGGAGGCUACAGAAGGUUCGGAGCUAGAAGUGCAGGAGCUGGAAGACCAGGAUCCGGAGGCGUUGGUUCGUACCGAUCUCAGCCCUAGAUUACAGAUCGACUAUGAUAUAGUGCUUUCCCCCACAUAUCAGGUCCCCGUCUUGUAUUUUACACUCAGGUGGCAUCACUAUCAGGGCCCGCUGGGGCUGGAUGCCGUCUAUCAGUAUGUCGUCCCGGAGCAGUACAGAAAGGAAUUGAAAACUGUGGGGGUCAUGGGGGGGAUCAGCUUUGGUUACCAUCCACAGUCUGGCGCUCCGGCCUUCUUUGUCCACCCGUGCAACACGGCGGAUGCCAUGGCGCAGAUUGCAGACGCACGGAGCGUCAACCCCGGUACAUAUCUCAUCAUCUGGCUCGGCCUCGUCGGGCAUUGCGUGAACCUGCACGUCCCACGUGAGCUCGUCGCCUCGGACAGUCCCAGCCCAUCCUGA